GGAGGAGGGGAAGCGGGAGCGGGAGGGGGGUGGGGGGGGGUGGCGGCGUGCGCCGCGAUCGUUGGGCGGGCUGAGGGAGAGCGGCGCGGCCGCCAUUAGCCGCGCUGUGAUGGAGGACGAGGAGUGCCCGGCCCUGGUGCCCAUCGCCGCCGGCGGCUCGGAGGGGCCCGACCCCGGCAGGAGGAUCCCCGUGACGAUCAUCACGGGCUACCUGGGUGCUGGGAAAACAACUCUUCUAAAUUACAUACUGACAGAACAACAUAGUAAAAAAAUCGCAGUGAUACUCAAUGAGUUUGGAGAAGGAAGCGCAUUGGAGAAAUCCCUGGCGAUCAGUCAAGGGGGAGAACUCUAUGAAGAAUGGCUGGAGCUCAGAAAUGGCUGCCUGUGCUGUUCAGUAAAGGACAAUGGUGUGAAGGCUAUUGAGAACCUCAUGCAAAGGAGAGGAAAAUUCGACUAUAUAUUGUUAGAAACAACUGGUUUGGCAGAUCCAGGAGCUGUGGCCUCCAUGUUCUGGGUUGAUUCUGAGCUGGGAAGUGACAUUUAUCUUGACGGCAUUAUAUCUGUCGUUGAUGCAAAGCAUGGAUUGCAGCACUUGACAGAGGAGAAACCAGAAGGCCUUGUCAAUGAAGCAUCUCGGCAGGUUGCUUUAGCUGAUCUUAUAAUCAUCAAUAAAACAGAUUUGGUUUCAGGGGAAGAAUUGAAUAAAGUCAGAACAUCUGUCAGGUCAGUAAAUGGAUUUGCUAAAAUUCUAGAGACGCAAAGAUCAAGAGUUGAUCUCUCCAAUGUGUUGGACCUGCAUGCUUUUGACAGUCUAUCUGGAAUAAGUUUGCAGAAAAAACUUGAGCAUGUGAAGACAACACAAGCGCAUUUAGAUAAGGGUAUAAUGACAGUAACAUUUGAAGUUCUAGGAGAUAUAAAAGAGGAAAACCUGAAUCUCUUUAUACAGAAUCUUCUGUGGGAGAAGAAUGUGAAAGAUAAGACUGGACAUGCCAUGGAUGUUAUAAGACUGAAGGGACUGGUAUCUAUUCAAGGCAAAUCUCAUCAAGUGAUAGUCCAAGGUGUCCACGAGCUCUACGAUCUGGAGGAGACUGCAGUAGAAUGGAAGGAAGAUGAAAAGAGAACAAAUAGACUGGUUUUAAUAGGUAGGCACUUGGAUAAGGAGAUCAUCAAAGAAGUAUUCAUAGCCACUGUGACAGAGAAACAUGGAAACAGUUGACAUCAGACUACAAAAACAAGUUGAAAAGUCUCUGCUUAACCUUGCGAGCCUUUUAUAAUAAAAAAGACUGAAUGACAUGCAGUGUAGUUGUUUCGUUUUCAUUUUGCAGUUUACAGAACAGUUAAACUCUGAAGUUCUCCUGAGAAAUCCAGCUCACCUACUGCUUAAAGAUUAGCUGUUAUGGUCUAGAAUCAAACACAAAGAAUUCUAGCAUUUUGGAUUUGGCUUAAGUUACAUCACUAACAUCAUUUAGAUUGCAGAAAUACAGAUAUGCAAAAGCCUUUAUUAUGCCGUAUGUGAAAAGAAGCCAUAAAUUCCAAUAGGCAUGUAGUAAACUUGUUUCAAACCUGGUCCUUUCUCCUGCUAAUUCUCUUUUAGUACUGGAAAUUAAGUAGUAUUGAUUUUUACCAGCCAUGUAAUUACAGUAAAAAGUAUUUAAUGUUUACUAUUAAACUCUCUUGUAUAACUUUC
Molecule: messenger RNA, 1687 nt
Organism: Cygnus olor (mute swan)
Lineage: Eukaryota; Metazoa; Chordata; Aves; Anseriformes; Anatidae
Product: COBW domain-containing protein 1-like
Exons: 15
Coding region: 110-1216 (368 amino acids)
Cellular component (GO): cytoplasm
Source: RefSeq, a predicted model, not a curated record